Oryza sativa Japonica Group (Japanese rice) is the source of this 2031-nucleotide messenger RNA. RefSeq names its product cytochrome P450 CYP72A616. The record is from RefSeq and is a predicted model, not a curated record. Gene Ontology annotation, molecular function: heme binding; monooxygenase activity; iron ion binding. Lineage: Eukaryota; Viridiplantae; Streptophyta; Magnoliopsida; Poales; Poaceae.
CGUCGAAGCUGCGCGGCUCACGGAUCUGCUUAUAUCUGCGGCCUCUGCUGUAAAAAUACUCAGAAAACUCGGCGAAUCCACGAGCAGAAGCGCGGGCAGAACGUGCUAAACAAUGGUCGCCUCACCUCACCUGCUCCAAUUGUCAACGCCACUCCCCUUCUUCCGCCCGAGCUCAAGUCCCAAUCCGAGAGAGUCGAUCAGCGGCAGCUAGAGCAGAGCGAUGGCCGCGCUGCUGGGCAUCCUCCUCGCGGCCUUCCUCGCCGCCGCCGCCGUCCUUUUUGCGCUCCGCCUGCUCCACUCCUUCCUGUGGGUCCCGCGCCGCCUGGAGCGCCGGUUCCGCCGGCAGGGCAUCCGGGGCCCGCCGCGCCGCCCGCUCUCCGGCAACGCCGCCGGCUACCGCGACCUGCUCGCCGCCGCCCAGUCCGCGCCGCUCGCGUCCUUCCACCACGCCGUCGUGGCCCGCGUCGCGCCGCACCACCGCGAGUGGCCCGAGCGGUACGGCCGCCCGUUCGUGUUCUGGCUCGGGCCCCGCCCGCGGCUGGUGGUCUCCGACCCGGAGGUCGUGAAGGCCGUGCUGACCGACACCACGGGGACCUUCGGAAAGGCUGGCCCCGGCGGCAACAACCCGCUCGCGCGGCAGCUCUUCAGCGAGGGGCUGGUGGGGCUCACCGGGGAGGCGUGGGCGCGCCACCGCCGUGUGAUCGCGCCGGCGUUCAACAUGGAGAGGGUCAAGGCUUGGAUUCCAGAAAUAACAUCUAUCACCUCAUCCAUGCUGGAUAAAUGGGAACUACAAGAUGAAGUACGCACUGAGUUUGAGAUUGAUGUAAACAAAGAAUUCCACACUUUGAUUGCAGAUGUAAUUUCCUGUGUGGCAUUUGGAAGUAGCUAUGAGGAAGGAAAGCGAGUUUUCCAAUUGCAAGAGGAGCAGCUAAAACUUGUUAUUCUUGCAAUGAGGACUGUGUAUAUCCCUGGCUUCAGGUUUGUCCCAACUAAGAAGAACCAGAGAAGGAAGAUCGUAAACCAGGAAAUCCGGAAUUCGUUGCGCAAAUUGAUUGAGAUCAAUGGAAGGAAGUGUGAGGAUUCCAACAAUUUGCUUGGGAUGAUGUUAUCCGCUAGUAAAAUUGACAGUGAAUUCAAAAUGGGAAUUGAAGAAAUAAUUGAUGAAUGCAAGACUUUUUACUUUGCGGGGAAAGAAACAACAGCUACCUUGUUGACAUGGGCAACUCUUCUUCUAGCUUUACAUCAAGAAUGGCAAAACAAGGCUCGCGAUGAAGUCCUUCAAGUGUGCGGCAAGUAUGAGCACCCAAAAGCAGAAAACCUGAGUGAACUUAAAAUUGUAAAUAUGGUGUUAAAAGAAACCCUGAGGUUGUAUCCUCCGGCCGUGUUUCUCAAUAAGAUAGCCAACCGGGAUGUCAAACUGGGCAAACUUGACAUUCCGGCUGGCACGCAGCUCCAGUUGCCUAUUCUUGACAUUCAUCAUGAUGUUAGCAUAUGGGGUGCCGAUGCAGAUGAGUUUGAUCCAUCAAGGUUUGCAGAGGGCAAGAGCUAUCACCUUGGCGCAUACUUCCCCUUCGGGAUUGGCCCUACCAUCUGUGUCGGCCAGAAUCUUGCAAUGGUUGAAGCAAAGGUGGCCCUUGCAAUGAUCCUUCAGCGCUUCGCGCUUGUUGUCUCACCAUCUUAUGUUCAUGCACCAAUGCUUGUAGUCACACUCCAACCCCAGUAUGGUGCUCAAGUUCUUGUCCAUAAGAUUUGAGACUUCGAUGGACCUGUGUGUGGAUUUCUGGGUUUUUGCAGUAAGUAUGGUGAACGAUUUGGAAGGAUGUUUCCAGCUCGUCUGAACUUUCUAUCAGAAGUGGAAUCUGCUGGAGCCAUGGGAGCAUUUUCCGUGUACAAACAACACUUAGUACCUGCAGAAAUGUACAGAAAAUAAAAUGGUUUGCAACUCUUCAUGUUUUUGCCAUGUACAAAUAGGUCUUACUUGCUGAAAUGUAGUAAUACACAAAAUAAAAUGGUUCGGAAUUGUUAGUAUUC